Molecule: messenger RNA, 2340 nt
Organism: Neomonachus schauinslandi (Hawaiian monk seal)
Lineage: Eukaryota; Metazoa; Chordata; Mammalia; Carnivora; Phocidae
Gene: WWOX
Product: WW domain containing oxidoreductase
Exons: 9
Coding region: 140-1384 (414 amino acids)
Molecular function (GO): protein binding
Source: RefSeq, a predicted model, not a curated record
GGGCGGCGCAGUGCGCAGGCGCGAGCGUUUGGGUCUCGCCGCGCGCGGCGCUCGGUUGAAGCGGGGCUGAGUUCCUGGGCGCGGAAACCUGGCAGCGGGCGACCGAGAGAGUGGGUGACUGAGCGCCUUCCCUGCCGUUAUGGCAGCCCUGCGCUACGCUGGCCUGGACGACACGGACAGCGAGGACGAGCUGCCCCCGGGCUGGGAGCAGAGAACCACCAAGGACGGCUGGGUUUACUAUGCCAAUCACGCUGAGGAGAAGACCCAGUGGGAACAUCCGAAAACUGGAAAAAGAAAACGAAUAGCAGGAGAUUUGCCGUAUGGAUGGGAACAAGAAACCGAUGAGAAUGGACAAGUUUUUUUUGUCGACCAUAUAAAUAAAAGAACCACUUAUUUGGACCCGAGACUGGCAUUUACGGUGGAUGAUAACCCUACGAAGCCGACCAGCAGGCAGAGAUACGACGGCAGUACCACCGCCAUGGAGAUCCUCCAGGGCCGGGACUUCACCGGCAAAGUGGUCGUGGUUACUGGAGCUAAUUCAGGAAUAGGGUUUGAAACUGCCAAGUCUUUUGCCCUCCAUGGUGCACACGUGAUCCUUGCCUGUAGGAAUGUGACAAGGGCCAAUGAAGCUGUGUCACAGAUUUUAGGAGAAUGGCACAAAGCCAAGGUAGAAGCAAUGACCCUGGACCUCUCUCUGCUCCGUAGCGUGCAACAUUUUGCUCAAGCGUUCAAGGCCAAGAAUCUAUCUCUUCACGUGCUUGUGUGCAAUGGAGCGGCUUUUGCUCUGCCCUGGAGCCUCACCAAAGAUGGCCUGGAGACCACCUUCCAGGUGAAUCACCUGGGGCACUUCUACCUUGUCCAGCUCCUUCAGGAUGUCCUGUGCCGCUCAGCUCCUGCCCGAGUAGUUGUGGUCUCGUCCGAGUCCCAUAGAUUCACAGAUAUUAAUGAUUCCUCGGGAAAACUGGACUUCAGCCGCCUUUCUCCAUCUAAAAAUGACUAUUGGGCCAUGCUGGCUUACAACCGGUCCAAGCUCUGCAACAUUCUCUUCUCCAAUGAGCUCCAUCGCCGCCUGUCCCCGCGUGGGGUCACGUCCAACGCCGUGCAUCCUGGAAACAUGAUGUACUCCUCCAUUCAUCGCAACUGGUGGGUGUAUACGCUGCUGUUUACCUUGGCCCGGCCUUUCACCAAGUCCAUGCAACAAGGAGCUGCCACCACCGUCUACUGUGCUGCCGCUCCAGAGCUUGAGGGCCUGGGAGGGAUGUACUUCAACAAUUGCUGCCGAUGCCUGCCGUCCCCGGAAGCUCAGAGCGAAGAGACGGCCCGCGCCCUUUGGGCGCUCAGCGAGCGCUUAAUCCAGGAAGGACCCGGCAGCCAGUCCGGAUGAGCGCGAGCUCGGGGGAGCAUCGGUGCGCGCACCCGGCCCGCGCGCGGGCGCCUGCGUGGCUGCCGCCGCUGGACCCCGCCACCUUGUCGUCCGGCGGCUUUCCGUGCGCCCCCGACACACAUCCGCCACAGUAAAGGGGAUAAGAGUAGCCACAACAGAGUGAAGAAAAUGUCAAGUACGGAUGGGAAGCAGGGAACUGCAGGGCCAAGGGCACAAGCUCGCUUUUCUGGGGCUGGGCGAGGCUGGCGUCUGUCUGCUUUCCUGGCGGUGGCCUGUUGGAAGGUGAACGCUUAGCUGGUGGGCAGGCUCCUUGCCUCGCUGUGGGAGCCCAAGCCAUUCUCGCGCACUGUUUAGAAUAGCCAGGCGCCCCCCCCCCCCCAAUGCCCCCAGCCACCACCACAGCCCCACUGUAGCCAGGAGCUGGCCUUCUUCUGUUUAGGGAAGAAGAGGCAGGUGCGUAUCCUUUCGUUCGUCCUGACCAAGCCUGAGUGGGCGCAGCAGUGACUGGGGGAGAGAGCUCUGGGACCCCUGGUCCAGCCAGCCAAGAGGGAGGUGACACUUAGAAAUGGGUGGGAUAGACAGCGCUGGUGGGUCGCAAAAGGGCUGGCCCACCGACCCCCUUGCCAAAGCUGCCCCAAAAAUUCUUGAGAGAUUAUUACAAACAAAUUUUGCAAAUCAUUCUCCAGACACCUUGGCAGGCAAGAAAGGAAGCAUUGCGUCCAUGAGAAUAUACAGGAUACUUUGGGGGCAGAGCAUAAAAAACUUGUGCCCUUCGUUCCUCAUUUACAGUUUCCAGAAGCAACCUGAUGGUUGGUGGAGGUUCACAGCCUCCCUGUUACCCUGCUUGAGCGUUUCCGCUUCAUCUUCCUCUCCUCCCAUCCUAUGCUUAAUAAAAGAACAUGCUUGAAUAUUAUCACCUGAAGUUUGCACUGUCUCUUUAACUGUUUCAGUUUUGU